Molecule: messenger RNA, 1097 nt
Organism: Uloborus diversus
Lineage: Eukaryota; Metazoa; Arthropoda; Arachnida; Araneae; Uloboridae
Product: carbonic anhydrase 5B, mitochondrial-like
Exons: 7
Coding region: 235-906 (223 amino acids)
Cellular component (GO): cytoplasm
Molecular function (GO): zinc ion binding; carbonate dehydratase activity
Source: RefSeq, a predicted model, not a curated record
CGUCUAGUCGAAUUUCUUGUCAAAAGUUCUGCUUUUGAAGAAUCCGCGCUGGGGACCUGCGUGAGUUUUCUAACUCGGGUGCACUCUGUAUCCCCCGUGGCAGAUUUUUCCUGGGGAUACGAUCUCCACAAUGGCCCCAACCAUUGGAUCAAAUCGUUCCCCACAGGCUGCCGGGCAGAUGCAAUCGCCAGUGGACCAUCCGAAAUUCCGUCGUCGUCCAAGACCCCGCAGCUGAUGCAGAGACCCUUGAGGUGGACCUACGUGCCAAAGAAUUGCAGAUCGCUUCUCAACACCGGGGAGGGAUGGAAAGUCAUCAUCGAAGGGCAAGACUCGUGCCUCACCGGUGGACCCCUCCAGCACUCAUACCAACUCGUACAAUUUCACUCUCAUUGGGGCAAGUGUCACAAAACCGGUUCGGAGCACACUGUUGAUGGAGAAGGUUUUGCUGCUGAAUUGCAUCUGGUUCAUUGGAACAUGGAUCUGUACAACAGCGUAGAAGAAGCGCUGGCUUCCAAAAAAGGAGUUGCAGUUAUUGGUGUGUUUUUUCAAAUUGGAAAGCAUCAUGACGAGCUAGCUAAAAUAACCGAUCUACUUUGCGAAAUAGUCAACAAAGGGGACGAGUGUCCUUUGUCAAAGAAAAUCGACCCGUCUGCAUUUUUUCCAGUGCAUGAUUAUUGGACGUACGAAGGCUCUUUGACGACGCCACCAUGCCACGAGAGUGUAACAUGGAUUCUAUUCAAGAAACCUGUAGAGGUCUCAGAAGAACAGCUGGACAAGUUCAAGAUGCUAUUUUCGUCUACGCUGAAGGCAUUUGUAAACGGGGCACCCAUCCGAAGCAGGGUUGUUGAGAAUUGCCGGCCUUCGCAACCACUGAAUGGAAGGGUCAUUCGAGAAGCUACCUGUUGAAUAUCAUCCCACGAAAUUGAGGAAUGACGAGAUUUUAGAAUACUAGACAGAAUGAUUAAAUAUGUGCUUAAAAUCCGAGCUUAGAGUGACAUGUUUAUUGACUUUAAUAAAAUCUUUAUAGGCUCGGUUCGUUAAAAUUUCUGAAAUGUAAUGAAACUGGAAAAAUCGCAAUGAUUUAGUUGAUUUUAUAG